This is a messenger RNA of Limulus polyphemus (Atlantic horseshoe crab), 834 nucleotides long. RefSeq names its product piggyBac transposable element-derived protein 4-like. NCBI's taxonomy places the organism in Eukaryota, Metazoa, Arthropoda, Merostomata, Xiphosura, Limulidae. The record is from RefSeq and is a predicted model, not a curated record. The coding region runs from base 1 to 834 and encodes 277 amino acids. The transcript has a single exon.
AUGAAGGGAUUGUGUUCCAAGCCACGGAUUAGUGACUACUGGGCAACUGGGGGUAUAGCCCAGGCCCCUAGUUAUCGAAAUGUACUGCCAUCCAAUCGUUACCAGCUGAUCAGUUUGUUUCUUCACUUUUGUAAAAAUUUUCAAAGGGUUCCAUGUGGGGAGGAAGGAUAUGAUCCUUUGUAUAAAAUUGCUCCCCUCAUGAACAUUGUGAAGCCACUGUAUACGCAGUAUUACAUUCCAUGUCGUGAACUUACAAUUGAUGAAUCAAUGAGGAAGUUCAAGGGAUGGAUAUACUUUCAUCAGUACAUACUGAACAAACCCACAAGGUGGGGUAUAAAACUGUGGUCAUUGUGUGAGAGCAAGUCAGGUUAUCUGUUAGAGUGGGAUGUUUAUACUGGUAGAGACAACAACCCUGUGGCACCAGACCAAGGCUUGGGUCAUAAUGUUGUUAUAAAAUUGAUGGACAAUAAUGGAUACUUGAACCUUGGCCACCAUUUACAUGUUGAUAACUUAUACUCCAGUCCUGGUCUUCUUGAAGCUCUCAAGGAACAGGGUACUGGUGCCUGUGGAACUGUGAGAUUGAAUAGAAAGGGACUUCCAGAAGAAAUUAGACCAGCAAGGUUACAGCUGAAGAAAGGUGAUGAUCUUGUUUAUUACAGAAAGGGUGAUAUGCUUGUCUGCUCCUGGCAUAACUCAGCAAGGAUCAACUUCCUCUCAACAAUCGAUACUAUUGGCUAUGCUUGGAAACAAAUUCAAUCCAAGCAGGCAGAGACUGGAUUUAGGGAUGUGAAAAAGCCAAAUGUGGCCUGCAAUUACAAUGGUUCAAUGGAAUGA